This is a messenger RNA of Odontomachus brunneus, 1314 nucleotides long. Its product is annotated as 70 kDa peptidyl-prolyl isomerase-like. The transcript has 2 exons. NCBI's taxonomy places the organism in Eukaryota, Metazoa, Arthropoda, Insecta, Hymenoptera, Formicidae. The coding region runs from base 340 to 1212 and encodes 290 amino acids. The record is from RefSeq and is a predicted model, not a curated record. Gene Ontology annotation, molecular function: protein binding.
UUGAUGCGCGCGUUCCGUUCCGCUAAGAAUUUCCGUUUAAUGGGACACCGGACUGAGGCUUCUCUCUGAUCGCGUAAAAAUAGCGGGUCUACGGGAUUAUUAGACCCGUUACUGUUGAUUCAUUGAAUUUGUUCGAUGUUGAAAAUUUGCAUGAUAAAUUUGAAUUAUAUUAGACUAUAGUUUUAAUUAACAAAACGUUUAAAAUGUAAUGAAUGUUAUAUUGAUUUUUGGACAAAGAUUAGCCGAUUAUCAAAUGUCACAUGUAUCUUUAUCGAUUCAGGCGGCUGUAGGUUAGGUUGCAGUGUUAUUGUUUACAUCAGUCGUCAAUAAGUUACCACGAUGUUACAACAAUGGGAAUCGGUGGACAAGAAAAUCAGGAAAAACGUGCUAAAGUCAGGCGUAUUUACCAAGAAACCAACCGAAUACUCCACAUGUAACGUUCUCGUGGAAAACAUAAAUGUUAUGGGAAUAUCGGAAGAUGUACUAAAAGAAAAAUAUCAUACAAACAUUCUUAACAAUGAGGGUGAGAAAGUGCUAGUUAUAGGCGAAGCAAGCGCAGAAAUUGACCGAAAAGUCGAGAGAGCGAUUGAGAUGAUGAAUAUCUUCGAGAAGAGUCUGAUUACUAUUACUAUGCCAUCACAGUCAGAAGUUAAAAAUGAAUAUGUGCCAGUUAAGUUUGAGAUAACAUUGAUUAAAUGUGAGAGACACAAGCCAAUCUGGGAAUGGAGUCCAGAGGAAAAGUAUAACAUAGCUUUGAAGUAUAAAGAGAUAGGCGUUGAGUUGUUCAAAAGCUCCAGAUUUGUCGAUGCGUUUCACAAAUUCAGCAGGUCAUGUAAAAUCCUGAUAACAUUGGAGCCAAUGUCAGAGUUAGAAUUGGACAAGCAGUCAGAGAGUAAUAUUAAUAAUUUAAGACUCACAUUGUACAACAAUAUGGCUAGAUGCCAGUUGAAUCAAAAGAACUUUGAGCAUACAGUUACUCUGUGCACUAAAGUACUGAACAAGGAUAAGAACAAUGUUAAAGCUUUGUACAGAAGAGGAAUAGCAUAUGGAAGUAUGAAGGAUAAUGAAAAAGCAGUGGCAGAUUUAAAAGCAGCACUUACCUUAGAGCCUAAUAAUCACACAGUGAAAGAACAGUUUCACUUUUAUAACACUAGAUUACAGGAAGCGACUCAAAAAUGCAACGAUAUGGUAAGAAAAAUGUUUAAGUCUUGAUUGGUAAACUUCUCAAGUACUAUAUUUUACUAUAAGUUGAAAUACGUUCGUUUAUUUAAGAAAGAGAAAUAAAGUACAUUUAUUUUAUAAAUAAAAAAAUAU